This is a messenger RNA of Tarenaya hassleriana, 1337 nucleotides long. RefSeq names its product ninja-family protein AFP3. The transcript is spliced from 3 exons. Gene Ontology annotation, cellular component: nucleus. NCBI's taxonomy places the organism in Eukaryota, Viridiplantae, Streptophyta, Magnoliopsida, Brassicales, Cleomaceae. The coding region runs from base 207 to 1148 and encodes 313 amino acids. The record is from RefSeq and is a predicted model, not a curated record. Gene Ontology annotation, biological process: signal transduction; negative regulation of DNA-templated transcription.
UUCUCACUUUUUCUCCUGGUUUGGUCUUUUUCUUCAUUCUCUCUCGUUCUUGUGUGAUUUGUCCGAGAAAAUUUCGGUGAAUGUUGAAUUCAGGGAGGAAAAUUUGCGUAGUAAACUUGAAUUUUCAGGGUUUGCAUUCUCCUUUCGCUCUCUGCGAACCGAAGAAUGGAAUCUCUUAGAGAUUGAUUCUUUCUCUUGAAGAAAUAAUGUCGGAAGCUGAAAACAGAGGAAACGGAGAGACCCGACGGAGAAUCUCCGGACAACAAGUCUCCAGUCUCCCGAGAGAUCUGUUGCAGAGGUUCAUGUCUUCCAAAGACCAUUGUUACCCUCCGUACCAGAACCGUUCCCACACGACCAACGGUGUAGAAGAUGAUGAUGAUGAUGAAGAAGAUGUAGAGCUAAGCUUAGGGUUGUCUCUGAACGGCCGAUUCGGCGUAGACCCACUUGCCAAGUCGAAGCUCACGCGCUCGUCUUCGAUACCGGAAUUCAUCAUCACCAGCAGCGUCAAAUCGAAAACCUCGGAUUCGGACAGGGAGAGUUCGUCUCCUGCCCAUGUGGGUGCGUCUGCGACGAUCAUGAGGACGUGUUCGUUGCCGACGGAGACGGAGGAAGAGUGGAGGAAGAGGAAGGAGUUGCAGAGCUUGAGGAGAUUGGAGGCGAAGAGGAAGAGGUCGGAGAAGCAGAGAACCCAAAGGGGACUUAGGGAAAAGCGUAAAUCUGUAGCGGAAGAGAAGGAUCUAGAAGAUAGAAGAGAAGAAGGUUCUAUUGGGUCUUCUGGAAGUGGUGCCUCUUGUCUGUCUGAACUCGACAGCCACCAUACUCCUGUUCAAGCAACAAACAAGCUCCCGGACACAAUGGCGGCGGCGGCCACCCCACCUCUGCCGGAAAAACCAGACAACUCCGGCGAGAACCGAGCCAAAGAAACUGUCCUCGAGGACAUGCCCUUCGUGUCCACGAAAGGCGACGGCCCCAAUGGGAAACGCAUCGAGGGUUUCCUGUAUCGGUACAGGAAGGGCGAAGAGGUGAGGAUCGUGUGUGUCUGCCAUGGAAGCUUCCUCUCGCCGGCCGAGUUCGUCAAACACGCCGGCGGCGGUGACGUGGCACACCCUUUGAAGCAUAUAGUCGUCAACCCUUCUCCUCUCAUGUGAUGUGAUGUCUUUUUAGCUGUUACUUGUUCCAAGUAUUGUAUCCGACAUUGAUGAGGGAUCUCUCGUAUCUUCGGGCUUUGAGCUUUAUACAGUUUCUUACCGCCUCGAUUUCACAUUUUGUAUUAUAUCCGACAUUAUUGAGUUUGGAUUUAUCUUUGUUUCAGCUUUUAAUGAAAGUUGGUUCCUUUA